AUGGCUUUAGCCGGGCUGUGCGCCCUGAUCGCCUGCUGCUGGGCGCCGGCAGCGGUGCUGGCCACGGCCGCCGGCGACGUGGACGCGUCCAAGGAGCUGGAGUGCAAGCUCAAGAGCAUCACGGUGUCGGCGCUGCCCUUCCUGCGCGAGAACGACCUGAGCAUCAUGCACAGCCCCUCGGCCUCCGAGCCCAAGCUCCUCUUCUCGGUGCGCAACGACUUCCCGGGAGAAAUGGUCGUGGUGGACGACCUGGAAAACACGGAGCUGCCCUACUUCGUGCUGGAGAUCUCAGGGAACACAGAAGACAUCCCUCUCGUGCGCUGGAGGCAGCAGUGGCUGGAGAAUGGCACUUUGCUUUUUCACAUUCAUCACCAAGAUGGUGCCCCCAGCCUUCCUGGACAAGACCCAACUGAAGAACCCCAGCAUGAGUCAGCAGAAGAGGAACUGAGAAUCCUGCACAUCUCUGUCAUGGGUGGCAUGAUUGCUCUCCUGCUGUCCAUCUUGUGCCUGGUCAUGAUCCUGUACACUCGCCGGCGCUGGUGCAAGCGCCGCCGGGUCCCCCAGCCCCAGAAGAGUGCCAGUGCUGAGGCAGCCAAUGAGAUUCACUACAUUCCCUCUGUGCUGAUCGGCGGGCAUGGACGGGAGAGUUUGCGCAAUGCCCGCGUGCAAGGCCACAACUCCAGUGGCACCCUGAGCAUCCGGGAGACCCCCAUCCUGGACGGCUAUGAGUACGACAUCACGGACCUGCGCCACCACCUGCAGAGGGAGUGCAUGAAUGGAGGGGAGGACUUUGCCAGCCAGGUCACCCGCACCCUGGACUCCCUGCAGGGCUGCAACGAGAAGGCAGGGAUGGACCUCACCCCAGGAAGUGACAAUGCCAAGCUGUCAUUGAUGAACAAGUACAAGGAUAACAUCAUUGCCACCAGCCCCGUGGACUCUAACCACCAGCAGGCCACUCUGCUCUCGCACACCUCCAGCAGCCAGAGGAAGCGGAUCAACAACAAGGCAAGAGCUGGUUCCGCCUUCCUGAACCCUGAAGGCGAUUCUGGCACAGAGACAGAGAAUGACCCCCAGCUGACCUUCUACACCGACCCCUCGCGGAGCCGGAGGCGCAGCCGAGUGGGCUCUCCCCGAAGUCCUGUGAAUAAGACCACUUUGACGCUGAUCAGCAUCACCAGCUGUGUGAUUGGCCUCGUGUGCUCCUCCCACGUCAGCUGCCCUCUCGUUGUCAAAAUCACCCUGCACGUCCCUGAGCACCUGAUCGCUGAUGGGAGCCGCUUCAUCCUGCUGGAGGGGAGCCAGCUGGAUGCCAGUGACUGGCUGAACCCAGCUCAAGUGGUGCUCUUCUCUCAGCAGAACUCCAGUGGGCCCUGGGCCAUGGACCUCUGUGCCCGACGGCUCCUGGACCCCUGUGAACACCAAUGCGACCCCGAAACUGGGGAAUGCCUCUGCUAUGAAGGGUACAUGAAGGAUCCAGUGCACAAGCACCUUUGCAUUCGGAACGAAUGGGGCACAAACCAGGGGCCUUGGCCUUACACGAUAUUUCAGCGGGGCUUUGACCUGGUUUUGGGAGAACAGCCUUCUGAUAAAAUAUUCAGAUUCACCUACACCCUUGGGGAGGGCAUGUGGCUGCCCCUCAGCAAGAGCUUCGUGAUCCCACCAGCCGAACUGGCCAUUAACCCUUCAGCCAAGUGCAAGACGGACAUGACAGUGAUGGAGGACGCCGUGGAGGUCAGAGAGGAGUUGAUGACCUCGUCCUCCUUUGACAGCCUGGAGGUUCUGCUGGACUCCUUCGGGCCGGUGCGCGACUGCAGCAGGGACAACGGGGGCUGCAGCAAGAACUUCCGCUGCAUCUCAGACCGCAAGCUCGACUCCACUGGUUGCGUGUGCCCGUCGGGACUGAGCCCCAUGAAGGACAGCUCUGGCUGCUAUGACCGCCACAUUGGGGUGGACUGCUCAGAUGGCUUCAAUGGCGGCUGCGAGCAGCUGUGCCUCCAGCAGAUGGCACCCUUCCCGGAUGACCCAACCUUGUACAACAUCCUCAUGUUCUGCGGGUGCAUCGAGGAUUACAAGCUUGGUGUGGAUGGUCGUUCUUGCCAACUCAUCACGGAGACCUGCCCAGAGGGAGGAGACUGUGGGGAAAGCAGGGAGGUUCCCAUGAACCAGACCCUCUUUGGAGAGAUGUUCUUUGGUUACAACAACCAUUCCAAGGAAGUGGCUGCAGGACAAGUGUUGAAAGGAACAUUCAGGCAAAACAACUUUGCUCGAGGUUUAGAUCAGCAACUGCCAGAUGGUCUUGUGGUGGCCACUGUCCCCCUGGAGAAUCAGUGCCUGGAGGAAAUCUCGGAGCCCACCCCCGACCCUGAGUUCCUGACUGGGAUGGUGAACUUCAGUGAGGUGUCUGGAUACCCUGUGUUGCAGCACUGGAAGGUCCGGUCUGUGAUGUACCACAUCAAACUCAACCAAGUGGCCGUCUCUCAGGCCCUCAGCAACGCGCUCCACUCCCUGGACGGGGCUACGUCUCGCGGGGAUUUUGUGGCCUUGUUGGACCAGUUUGGCAACCAUUACAUCCAGGAAGCAAUCUAUGGCUUCGAGGAGUCCUGUUCCAUCUGGUACCCAAACAAGCAGGUCCAGCGGCGACUCUGGCUGGAAUAUGAAGACAUCAGCAAAGGCAACUCCCCAUCUGACGAGUCAGAGGAGCGGGAAAGAGACCCCAAGGUGCUGACAUUCCCAGAAUACAUCGCCAGCCUGUCGGAGUCUGGCACCAAGCGCAUGGCGGCUGGAGUCCGCAUGGAAUGCCAAAGCAAGGGACGAUGCCCCUCAUCCUGCCCCCUCUGUCAUGUGACAUCCAGCCCUGACACUCCUGCUGAGCCAGUUCUGCUGGAGGUGACCAGAGCAGCCCCCAUCUAUGAACUGGUGACCAAUAACCAGACCCAGAGGCUCUUACAGGAGGCCACCAUGAGCUCCCUCUGGUGCUCAGGGACCGGAGAUGUCAUCGAGGACUGGUGUCGAUGCGACUCCACCGCUUUUGGAGCUGAUGGACUCCCCACCUGUGCGCCCCUCCCGCAGCCGGUGCUGAGACUCUCCACGGUCCAUGAGCCCAGCAGCACUCUGGUAGUCCUGGAGUGGGAACACUCAGAGCCUCCAAUCGGGGUGCAGAUUGUAGAUUACCUCAUCCGCCAAGAAAAGGUCACUGACAGGAUGGACCACUCCAAAGUGGAGACAGAAACGGUGCUGAGUUUUGUGGACGACAUCAUCUCUGGAGCAAAGUCUCCUUGUGCCAUGCCCUCUCAGGUGCCAGACAAGCAGCUCACCACCAUCUCUCUGAUCAUCCGAUGUCUGGAACCGGACACCAUCUACAUGUUCACGCUGUGGGGAGUCGACAACACCGGACGGCGCUCCAGGCCCAGUGAUGUCAUCGUGAAGACCCCUUGCCCCGUGGUGGAUGAUGUCAAAGCCCAAGAAAUAGCAGACAAGAUCUACAAUCUCUUCAAUGGCUAUACCAGUGGGAAGGAGCAACAGACAGCCUAUAACACUCUCCUGGAUCUGGGUUCCCCCACCCUGCAUCGAGUCCUCUACCAUUAUAACCAGCACUAUGAGAGUUUUGGAGAAUUCACCUGGCGGUGUGAGGAUGAAUUAGGUCCCAGGAAAGCUGGCCUCAUCCUUUCCCAGUUGGGGGAUCUCAGCAGUUGGUGCAAUGGCCUCCUCCAGGAACCCAAGAUAAGCUUGCGACGUGGCUCCCUUAAGUACCUGGGCUGCCGCUACAGCGAGAUCAAGCCCUACGGACUGGACUGGUCAGAGCUCAGCCGAGACCUCAGGAAGACAUGCGAGGAGCAGACCCUGAGCGUCCCUUACAACGACUAUGGGGACAGCAAAGAUAUCUAGCGCCAUGAUGCCAGACGGUGGCUGCCAAAAGGAAGCAGGAAGAGAGGAGAGGAACAUCUGGGUUGGUCUGUGGAUUUUUAAUAUUUUUUAAUGGAACAUUAAAACCUCUAAACCAGGGAGAGACAAUACCUAAACCAGGGAGAAAUUGACCCUCGUUCCCUGUAAAACUUCUUUGGUAUGACAUUCUCCAUCUGCAUGAUCAGUAGACCUGCCAACCAGCAGCCUCAUGCAGUGCCAUUUCUCUUUAGGGGAUUAUUUGGGGGCUUGUUUGACAGUUGAUUUGCUUCAUUUUUUUUCUCCCCAGGAGGUUCAUCACAAUGCUCAAGAGUUCUCUCAUGCUUCCCAUGAAAGGUCUAUCAGGUUGAGGCAUCCGGGGCUCAACUGAGUCCCUUACAACUGGGGACAGAAAUGAGAUCAGAAAGCCACCAGACUGGCCUCAGGCCCCAGCCUCAAGCAUUCCUCAGGAAGCAUCUCACUCUGAGAGCCUAAGCUCUGCUCACAGAGAAAGAUGACCACGGGAAGAUUGGGAGGGUGACCUCUGUUAGGCCUCAUGGCUCCCCCCCAGGCCUUUCUGUUGCUCGAUUCACACCUCACAGAUGAACCGAGCCUCCGAUAUGGGUCCCAGCUGGCCUUUGGGAUUUUUAGGUCCUCACCCAUUUUAAGACAGGAUUGGGAUGAAAUCUCCCUCUGGCAGAUCUCUGCCUCUCCUCCAAACAGUAUGAUAUCUUUAGGAGGCAACAAAACUCUACCUGUCAAAUGCGCCUUCAAAACAGUCUACUGGGAAGCUAGGGAGUUAGCAGUCACAUUCUAGAAAAGAAGUAGAGUUGAUUGUUCUAAAAACUCCCGUGCCUCAAGAUGAUGUUCUCCAGACCACCAGUGUACAUGGCAUUCCUGGAUUCUCUUUAGUGCCCGCAUGACUCAGCCUGGACAGUGAAGUCUUGGCCGAUGCCUCCUCUGGUCCAGGAGGAGCUGAUAUGAGACCUCCGUGUCAGUGUUUUAGUGAACUAAAGCUAUUACUGAUCACAAAACACUAGUGUCCAUUUCUCCCUUGCUAAAUUUGCUUAAUUAUGUUGCUAAUUUUGCACAUCCUUUCUCUGGAUGGCCAUCCACAGGAGAAUGCCUCUGUUUUCACCUCCCGUCUAGCUGCCAGAAGUAGCAGAGGUUCUGUGUGGGCAAGCCCCCUGACCACAAGUAGGGUCUGGGCCCUUGCUUCCGCCCACCAUCCCAGUGUCAUUGCCGUGGCUGUAAGUGGCGGCCCAGCUGAUAGGAAGCCCAGCCUUUCCACAAGAGCUCUGAGGGCCAUGUCGCCCAGCAACGGCCUUAGCUGUCCUCACACACCUCAGAGGACUGAACACACACUCUCAGCCACCCUGCCUUUGACCAGGGCUCCUCGUUUGGCAGCACAAGAGAAAGGUCAGAAAAGAGAGGCAGGAUCUAUAUUGAACUAUAUUGAUUAUGUUCUAAACAGUCAUGACAGAUCACAUGUACCAGACGCUACUCUGAGCACUUCACAGGUCACCCAUGACAGUCCUCACAACAGCACCCCUGCACCCCCACCACCAAGGAAGUGCUAUUCUUGGCUCCAUUUCAGUGAUGGGGAACCUGAGGCAAGGAGCGGUCACACACUUGCCCAAAUGCCUCCUCUACCCCCAUCUGGGCCUCAAUACAAAUUCAGGCUGUCGGACUCUGGAGUUACCUGCCUCGAGCCUAUGCCAGUGUGCCUGUAGCAUGCCGCUGUCCCAUCUCUGAGCUCCACAGGGACCUGGCUAGGCAGCUGUCCCUAUGCCAGGCCCGCCUGGGACAGAGGUGCCCACAGUACAUCCCUACCCCUGCAGCUAGAGCACCCUUUGGGACUGCCAGGUCUGAUGGGUGAGCAGCCCCCCCAGGGGCCAGGGAGCAGAGCCUGGGGAAGACUGCAAGUCCAGGUCGCCUGGCUCCCCUCCCUGCUCCUUUCCAUAGACAGCCUGGAAGAUUCAUCUGGCAUUCUGGAAUGAACCUGCCUCCGAAAUGCCUCCACUUCCAGAGCGAAAGCCCACAGAGACCUCGGCCUUCCCACCGCGGUGAGUGCAGGGCCUCGGGUAAAAGGCCUAAAGGGACAUCCCUGACCGGCAGCGGAGAGGCCCCGCCACAGGCAGCAGGAGCCCGGGCAGCGGGCCAGGCCGAGGGAAGCACGGUCUAUGCUGCUGCUGUCUUGGCCCCGCCGCCCCCGUUUUCAGAUCUGCCCAGAACACCUGCUCCACAGUGCACAGUGGGAGGCUGCGCUGCCUUCCUGCCCCCUCCUGCAGAGUGAGGACAGAGAGUGGUGUCAGGGUCACCCUUCUUCAUCCCCUCCUUCCCUUUUAUUAACAUAAAGGAGGCUCAUUCUCUCCCAGUCUCCUCUCUGUCCCCCAAGCCCCUCCAGCUUUUCAUCCAUUUUAUCUUUUUCUUCUCCGGGCCCACCCUUCCUCCUUCAUCCCUUCCUUCUCCAUGACUCUCUUCCUCCCUCCCUGUCCCCUAUGUCCCCUCAUGGCACAUGUGCUUGCAUGCACACCUCCACACAUGCACACACAGUACACACACACAAUGAAUACUUUGCACACACCUGCAUUAUACACAACACACACAUUAUACACAUACAUACAUAUACACACUAUACACGUACACACACAACAUACACAUACAUAUACAUUGCACACACAUAUCCACAUUCACUAUACACACAGCACACCUGCACUGUACACCUACAUCACACACACGUUCUAUACACACACUGUACACGCUAUACACACAUGCAUUAUAUACACACUACAUACGCAUACACUAUAACACGGUACAUACAUACAUUACACGUACAUGCACUAUCCACAUAUAUAACACACAUACUAUACACACAGCCUCUGUGGCUGGGUCCCGUGGACUUUCAGGUUAAAAGUAAGGCCAAUAUGAGUGAGGCAAGAGUCAGUGUUUUAAGUUCCUCUGAGGAUUUAACUGCAGGAUUUGGCCCUGGGAAGACACCAUCGGUCGCAUCCUGAUGACAGUUCCCAGAGCUUGCCUGGAGGGACCUAUCCUGACUAAAAAAGGUGACGUACUAGACCAGUAUUAAACCUCAAACUUCCAAGCUGCCAAACAGGUCUUAGGGAGUCACUUAUACCCACCACACGCACCCAGCUCUGGGCUCCCCACAAGACCACGGUGUUUCCUCUUGAACAUAUGUGACCUCCCGGAAUAGCAUUAGACCUUUAACUGAGUAUGUGACUAUUUUCCACAGUUUGGUCCAUUUGUUAUUUUUAGUUAAGCACACUUCUUGAUACUCAAAUGUUCUAUUAAAAAAAAAACUGAGCGUGAAGAAACCCCACUUUCUGACUAUAGAAGGAAGAACAGAUAUAAUGUGACCAACUUCAGGUGUAACAGUAUUGUUUCAAAGAGAAUUAUUCUACAAGUAUAAAAACAAAAACAUGGAAUAAUCAACUAAAUAAUAAACAAAGCUGUUAGUAA
This is a messenger RNA of Nyctereutes procyonoides (raccoon dog), 7359 nucleotides long. It is a transcript of the gene ASTN1, whose product is annotated as astrotactin 1. The record is from RefSeq and is a predicted model, not a curated record. The transcript has 23 exons. Gene Ontology annotation, biological process: neuron cell-cell adhesion; neuron migration. Gene Ontology annotation, molecular function: protein binding. NCBI's taxonomy places the organism in Eukaryota, Metazoa, Chordata, Mammalia, Carnivora, Canidae. The coding region runs from base 1 to 3885 and encodes 1294 amino acids.